AUGGUGAAAUCUGCUUUAGAAGAGUAUCAUAUUUCAUGCAGAUUGAAUUUGGUUUUUGGUUACAUAACAAUCAAAACAUCCAGGACUACUGACCCAGAUAUUCCUGUACAUCAGGCAAUUAGAGUACUGACUGAUAUACAAUGCGACAUCAUCGAGAUUGGGCUACUAGGUGAUGGGCUUCGCUCUAAAUUUGGUAUCACGCGGGAUCAAUGCUCGGAGCGGAUACUUGGAGGACUGACGGCCUGCAAUGUGUUUUUUCGUGAAGACAACAUUGCCGUUAUGGGUUCACCGUUGGGAUUAAAGCUAAUCAGGAGGAUCGUGGUAGAUUGCAUUGUUCAUAAGGUGGAUCCUGUGAGUUUCCAAGCGGGGAAGAAUCUUGAGGAUUUGCAUUUGUGA
Molecule: messenger RNA, 396 nt
Organism: Prunus armeniaca (apricot)
Lineage: Eukaryota; Viridiplantae; Streptophyta; Magnoliopsida; Rosales; Rosaceae
Source: the annotation of a GenBank genome assembly